GAAGAAGAAGGAGCAACGAUGGCAUGAGCACGAGUGCACGACCGAAGCCGAAGAAACCAAGGUAGUAAAACAAAUCGAAGCAAGAGUCAGGUCGCCACCUAACAUCUGCAGCGAGCGAUCAUGCACCAACUUCGUCUCAACACGAGCGAGCUCUGAACCAGACACCCCCGCGCGGCUCCGUGGUCGUUUCUUAAUUUAGGCAGAAGAAAACGAGUAGACAGAGAGAUCCUUUUUUUUUCCUUCUUCAAAAAACAAGUAGAAAACAGACAAAAGAGGGGGGCAAAAAAACAAACGAACCAAGAAUUUCGAUCCCAUUCCUGCUCAUUCAACUUGCGAUUUAUUUAGCGGCGGCGAUCGGCCAGCCCGGCCCCUUGUCUUCUUCCUCGCAUCAUCCGCCUCUGCCCCCUGCGGAUUAGUAGGGGCCCCAUGCCUCACAUGCACGCCGGGAGCGCGCUGGAGGAUGCGCCGCAGAGCUCGUCACGCCGGGCUACACUGAUUUGGGAGAAACCAAAAGCAAAAAAAAUUACUCCAUGUAGUAGCCAUUGCUGCGACGCCGUGCCCCCGAGUUUGAUUUGAUGGAAGCGAAGACGAACCAAACCAGCGGCGAGGACAGGCCGCAGCCGGCGAUGGACUCGCCGAGGGCGGCGCAGGCGGCGACGCGCCGCAAGAAGAUGACGAAGCAGCUGACGGGGAAGCGCGACGACACGGCGAUGCACGCGGCGGCGCGCGCCGGGCAGCUCGAGUCCAUGCGGCAGAUGAUGUCCGGCAAGGACGCCGAGGAGCUCGGGGCGCUGCUGUCCAGGCAGAACCAGGCCGGGGAGACGCCGCUGUUCGUGGCCGCCGAGUACGGGUACGUGGCCCUGGUGGCCGAGAUGAUCAAGUACCACGACGUCGCCACCGCCGGCAUCAAGGCCCGCAGCGGCUACGACGCGCUCCACAUCGCCGCCAAGCAAGGGGAUGUAGACGUCGUGAGGGAGCUGCUGCGGGCGCUGCCGCAGCUGUCGAUGACGGUGGACUCCUCCAACACGACGGCGCUGAACACGGCGGCGACGCAGGGGCACAUGGACGUGGUGAGGCUCCUGCUGGAGGUGGACGGGAGCCUGGCGCUGAUCGCGCGCAGCAACGGCAAGACGGCGCUGCACUCGGCGGCGCGGAACGGCCACGUGGAGGUGGUGCGCGCGCUGCUGGAGGCGGAGCCCAGCAUCGCGCUGCGCACGGACAAGAAGGGCCAGACCGCGCUGCACAUGGCCGCCAAGGGCACCAGGCUGGACCUCGUCGACGCGCUCCUGGCCGCCGAGCCGGCGCUGCUCAACCAGACGGACAGCAAGGGCAACACCGCGCUGCACAUCGCGGCGCGCAAGGCGCGGCACGAGAUCAUCAGGCGGCUGGUCACGAUGCCCGACACGGACGUCAGGGCGAUCAACCGGUCCCGCGAGACCCCGCUGGACACGGCGGAGAAGAUGGGCAACACGGACGCGGCGGAACUCCUGGCUGAGCACGGCGUGCAGUCGGCGCGCGCCAUUAGCCCCUGCGGCGGCGGCGGCGGCGGCAACAAGCAGGCGCGCGAGCUGAAGCAGCAGGUGAGCGACAUCAAGCACGAGGUGCACUCGCAGCUGGAGCAGACGCGGCAGACGCGCGUGCGCAUGCAGGGCAUCGCCAAGCGCAUCAACAAGCUGCACGAGGAAGGGCUCAACAACGCCAUCAACUCCACGACGGUGGUGGCCGUGCUGAUCGCCACGGUGGCGUUCGCCGCCAUCUUCACGGUGCCCGGGGAGUACGUGCAGGACCCGGGCAGCCUGGCGCCCGGGCACGAUCUGGGCGAGGCCAACAUCUCCCACCAGACGGCCUUCAUCAUCUUCUUCGUCUUCGACUCGGUGUCGCUCUUCAUCUCGCUGGCCGUGGUGGUGGUGCAGACGUCGGUCGUGGUCAUCGAGCGCAAGGCCAAGAAGCAGAUGAUGGCGGUGAUCAACAAGCUCAUGUGGGUGGCCUGCGUGCUCAUCAGCGUAUCCUUCCUGGCGCUCUCGUUCGUCGUUGUGGGCCGCACCGAGCGCUGGCUGGCCGUGUCCGUCACCAUCAUGGGCGCCACCAUCCUGGUCACCACCAUCGGCACCAUGCUCUACUGGGUGAUCGCGCACCGCAUCGAGGCCAAGCGGAUUCGCACAAUCAAGCGCAACACGCUCACCCACUCCCGCUCCUUCUCCUGCUCCGGCAUGUCGGAGGGCGAGUGGGUCGACGAGGAUUUCAAGAGGAUGUACGCAAUCUGACGACCCACGCUACCUGCAUGUGUUUGAGAUCAUCUCGUGCAAUGGCCAUCGCGUUAUUGUCAACUUGCCGUGCUUCGGACCGGGCUAACAUUCUUCUUCCGUCACUCCUUAGUGGCGAUUGAAGUAUUGUCCAACCGAAUAAACCUACCUGUGCGCCGCCUGCGAGAGAGAAGUAAUAAGUUUUGUCUUCAUAGAAAACGAAACAAAAGAAAAGUGAGUUUUGUCUUAAUAGAAAAUGAAAAGCUAGACUUACUAAAAA
Molecule: messenger RNA, 2523 nt
Organism: Zea mays
Lineage: Eukaryota; Viridiplantae; Streptophyta; Magnoliopsida; Poales; Poaceae
Product: Ankyrin repeat-containing protein
Exons: 4
Coding region: 576-2264 (562 amino acids)
Cellular component (GO): plasma membrane
Molecular function (GO): protein binding
Source: RefSeq, a predicted model, not a curated record